GUAUAAUUUGGCUAAUUUGUAUGUAUUUUAGGCAAUAUUAAAAAUGAGUUCACCAGCUAUACCUAUUAUCGUUGUCUCGAUUAUUUGGGCUACCGUUGGUAUUGUUUUACCAUUUUUUGUACGUGGUCAGAACAAACAAGUGAUUCAAGUUAGUUUGGUCCUAACCGCUGUUUGUUGUUGGUUGUUUUGGCUUUGCACGUAUUUACAUCAAUUAAAUCCUUUGAUUGGACCUGAAUUAAAACCAGAAGAAGCUAUUGCUGUUUUGAAGCAAUGGGGAGGUAGAUCAGACUAGAUGAUGGAAAACUUGGUUUAUUGAAAUUUUGCACGCUAACAAUUUAUCUGUAUUAUUACUUAUUAAUUUUGUAUACUUAUCGAAGACGUGACCAGCUCCUGAAUAUUUAGCUAAAUAUUGAUUGAUUUAAAUGAUUUUUUUAUUAUUAUUCCAUCUAAAUAAUUAAGUAGUUAUUUUUAUUUUAAUGUAUGAGAUCGUAUUGCUAAAUCAAGAUUUUCCCAAUGUCGUA
Messenger RNA from Hydractinia symbiolongicarpus, 521 nucleotides. Its product is annotated as V-type proton ATPase subunit e-like. Gene Ontology annotation, molecular function: proton-transporting ATPase activity, rotational mechanism. Bases 44 to 292 code for a protein of 82 amino acids. The transcript has a single exon. NCBI's taxonomy places the organism in Eukaryota, Metazoa, Cnidaria, Hydrozoa, Anthoathecata, Hydractiniidae. The record is from RefSeq and is a predicted model, not a curated record. Gene Ontology annotation, biological process: proton transmembrane transport. Gene Ontology annotation, cellular component: proton-transporting V-type ATPase, V0 domain.